Coccinella septempunctata (seven-spotted ladybird) is the source of this 1086-nucleotide messenger RNA. RefSeq lists its product as uncharacterized. The transcript is spliced from 2 exons. The coding region runs from base 1 to 750 and encodes 249 amino acids. NCBI's taxonomy places the organism in Eukaryota, Metazoa, Arthropoda, Insecta, Coleoptera, Coccinellidae. The record is from RefSeq and is a predicted model, not a curated record.
AUGCCCAAGGACUACCCUAAGGCCAUCCUGGAGGCAGAGCAACUUUCCUCCCUGGAAGAUAUUCUGGUGGAGGAGAUGUGCCAGAGCCAGGAAAGGGGGAUCCACUUUACUGGCGUUCAUUUCAGGAAUGGAAUGAUGCUGGUCGAUUGUGGAUCCCAGGGAUCUGCGGAAUGGAUUAUAAAAUCAGUUCCGCAGCUGAAAUCUUGGAAGGGACCCGAGUUGGUGGUGCUAAGGGGAGACGACAUCCCCAAGCCCACCAACAUUACGGUAUUCUUUCCAAGAAGCCAAGAAAUGGAGCCUGAGAAGAUCCUCAGACUCGUGGAAGUUCAGAACUCCAACCUCAAUAUUGGGGCAUGGAGAAUUCUGAACUCCAGGAAGGAGGGCAAGGGAACAGUCCUCACGAUUGGGAUUGAUCCCCAAACAGAGAAAACCCUGAAGGCAGGGGGAUGUUGCCUAAACUUCCGGUUUGGGCUCAUCCCAGUCUCAGGGUUAAAAAGUAAGGAGGUUUCGGUGGAUGUGGAGAUGCCCUCCACAUCCCGGGAACCCGAGGUGCAGGGAGAAGGGGCAGACUCAAGUCUGGGGCAAGCUGUUGGCUCUGCCGGGGCGCCUAUGGCGGCGGAGAUUCCCUCUGCCGCCCUGGCGGCUGGGCGCAGCUGUCAGCUGCCCGUGAGAGCCUUCUCGGAUUCCGAAAGGGAAGAACACCUUAAGGAAUCGGAGGAGGAACAGGAGGAGAUGGAGGAGGGGACGUAAAGGGACGGGGUAACCAACGUCCCUCACCCCAAAACAACCACUGCAUCUUCUCGAAGGUCGUGCAAGUGAACCUGCAUCACGCGAAGGGUUCUUCAGCAGUGGUUGCAAGGUUAUUUGCGAGGUUGCAAUUAGGCAUUGCUCUGAUCCAAGAACCCUGGAUCAACAAAGAAGGCCAAAUCUCAGGAUUGGCAUGCAAAGAUUCUAAACUGAUUUAUGACCAGAGGCAGAAUACAUGUCUCGGGACCUGAUUCCAAUCAUGGUACACCUCAACGUUGGGGGCAUUGACCGGGACAUCGUCAUAGCAUCUGCAUACUUCGCUGGAGAUGGGCCAAUUAC